UUUUCAUAAUCUUGGCCCUUUCUCUCACUGAAGCUCAUUAAUGGGGAUUUUUGUUUUGGGUUUUAUCGCGAUCUCUAUCCAGGGCAAUUCUCGCAAAAUUCUUGAGGGGUUUUGGUCCCCUCAUCCUCCUACUAUCAAUGGAAGGUUUUAAUUUCAGUUUUAGUUAAGUUUUAAUGUUCAAUUUUAAACCCUAAUAUUGGGAGUUACUCUUAUUCUUCUCCUUGUCAUGGGAGCCAUUGACAGAGGCCUCAAGCCUGCUAUUAUCUUGACACUAUGACACACAAAUGAUAAUUAUAAAGGGGGAAAUCCCAAUCCAAAUUUUUUAGGAAAUUUUGAGGGAUUUUAUCCUUUGUUUGUACUAUGUGAACGUUAUUGGUACUAUUUUUUGGUUGUUUGUGUGACUCACUGUACUGUUCCUAGAAUUUAGGUAUUUUUGUGUGUAAAAAUAGUACUAUAUGUUGGGAAUUAUUCUGAUAUUUUGAAAAAUUGGCUGAAAUUGGAUAAGGAUAGUACGGGUAGUACAAUUCGAUUAUAAAUUGGAUUUGCCUUGACUUGUUUUUGAAUUUUAAGAUUGCAUGUGUGAAUUUUAGGGGGGGAAAUUCAGUUGGGAAUGUGUUUUUUUUUUCAAAUUUGUCCGUAGAACCCUAUUCUUCCCUAUAAAUGGACGGCAUUUCUGCCAUUCAAGGGCUAAAAAAUCCUAAGUAUUUAAGAUUCCUAUAAGUCUUAUAUACUAUCAUAUACCACUAUAUACCAUUACAUACUACCUAUAUACUAUAAAACACUACUAAUAUACUACUAUAAGAACCUUACAAAUGUUAUACUCUACUUACACUACUCUUAUAUACAUAUAAUAUACAAAAUAUUCAAGAAGAAAAGUUUGUUUGAAGGAUUAUAAGUGUUGGUGUAAGAGGUUGAUUCAAUCUGUCCAAUUUGAUCUUUUGGUUUCCCUAAAAAGAGGUAAUAACCUAUUCAAUCUACUUUCAUAUUGUUUUAAUACCGUUUCAAUGAAAUUCUUGUAAUAAAUGUAUCUAUUCUUCACUUGUUAUUACUUUGCUUAGUUCAUAUUUGUGCUUAUCUACUGAAAUUAUGAUGGUCUUGUGGCUGAAUUGAUAUUAGUGAUUGUUUUAUUGAAGGUAAUAUGCCUGUGUUCUCCUAAAAUGAAGUAAGAUAUAAAGAAAUAAACUUGUUAUAACUAAAACUAAGUAAACAUUGAGGUUUUCAAAUAAGUUUAAGGAUUUUCAGAACUUUAGGAUGAAAAUGAGCUUAAAGGGUAACAACCGAUUAAAGGUGUGUUAAGGAUGUUAGGUGAUAAUUUUUCCAAAAUAGGCUUGAAAUAAGUAAAACUAGAGGUUGUUUGGUUCCUUGUGUCAUUUCUGUGCCCUUUCAAAUUUUGUAAUGUCCUUUUAUACAAGUAGUUGACAUGUUUGUUAAGUUCAAAGUGUUUUGAGUCUUGUGUUGUGCAUUUGUGAUGAUCAUCUCUUGGCUUUUGAGGUUUUUGUCAAGUCAAGUCAUGAUCAAGAUAAACAACGAUACUAAUACAAGUAUAGAGUAUAGUGCAAGCUUUAAAAUAUAGUUUUCUCGUGUGUUCAGAUGUUGUACAUGUCUAGUUAAUGGGCUAAUGGAACUUCUGAACCUUAGAACCUCAUUAGAAGACUGUCCUCUUCGUCUAUGUCAAAUUUGUGUGUCCAUUUGCCUUAAAAUAUGCUUAUACUAUCUCUUCACCAUAUCAGGAUUAAAAUUAAGUCAAAAACUACAUGUCUAAGAUUUUGAGUGCUUGAAAAAAGGGGGCCUAUAUUGUCUUAAAAGCUAAAAAAUGUGUUGUAAGUUUUUGCAGUCAACUCUAUGACAUUGAAAAUGGUUUAAGUAUAGUAAUAAUGCCCUUGUGAUAUCUGUUUUUACCCAACUUGUACAUUUAGAUCCUCUAUGAGAUUUUAUAACUUUGAAUAAAAAUGAAUAUUUGAGUUUAUUUGAGGUGUUGGUUAUCUGGAAAGAUUUAAAAGAUUUUAGGUUUUUGGGAGCCUUAUGUAUGUCUGCCAUCUUACCUGAGGUAUGCUGAGUGAUUAAUGAUUUACCUGAGGUGGGCCCGUAUAAUGGUCCGUAUAACCAUUCCAGAGAAGGGUAAUUCCAUGGUGGGAUUAUACGGUCCAUUUAUACGGACCGUAUAAAUGGCCGUAUAAUUGGUCGGGCCAGCUUUUUUUUUGUAUAAAUAGAUGACCCUUGUUCAUUUAUUUCAUUUCAAACAUUUUCCAAAGUCCUAAAAGCUCUAGAACCUUCCUCAAGUAUAUCCACACAACCCAAGAGAGAUCAUAGAUCAAAUAGCAAGAAUCAAAGGAUCCAAGUGUUGGAAGGCUCACUAGGGUUUGUAAAACUCAAGAUUUUCUUUGGUGUUGGAGUUGGGGUUCCAUUCAAGUGAAUUAUUUGAUUCAAAGCUUACUCUUGUAUGAUUAAGAUGAGUUUCUAUACUUGUUUCCAUGUUAUUAAGAGUGUCUAGUUAUUGAAUAACUUGAUUGAAGGAAAGAAAGCAAAAGAGGAAGUUCAAAUGUGGAGUUGAUGAUGUUAUGAGUAAUAAAUUGAAUUGAGUUGUAAUUGUUUGAGUACUUUGGGUAUAAUCUUGCUAUGAAUAGUAGUAAUGAUGAUGAGGAAGUGUGGUCACGUGUUUAUAUAGAGUUGUAUUGGAAUUGUUAUUGUGUGUUGGUUAUGAAAAGGAGUUUUGGGUGUGUAAUGAAGUCUCUUAAUUAUGAAAUUGAUGAUAAUGUCUUUGUUGAUUGGGAGUUGUUUUAUGAUAUAAUGGAAGUUUAUAAAGCAAGGGAAAUGCUUCCCAAUAUUCGCUAGCUCAUGAAUUAUUCUAGUCUGAACUUAAGAGUGUCUUUAAGACUUAAUUUAGUAUGAUCAUUUUAAAUGUAAAUCUUGUGAGCAUGGAAGGAAAGCGUUAAGAUAUUAAGGAGACGUUAAGGUAUGUUAAGUCUAUUCCUUCUUCAUUUUGGCAUGAUCCUAUGUUAUGAGCCAACAAGCGAUUAAAUGAGUUUCCAUAUUACUCUACUCUUAGAAGCGCUAGGAGUAUUUCAGUCUUUGAUGUCUUUAUACCUCGUAUGAUUGUUCCUUCUGUUCAUGGGUCUUGAGAUUACUUAUGUUGAUGAUGUUAGCUCAAAAGUUGUCCAUCGGAGUUAAUAUGACCCUAUGUCACUCCGAGAGUUCUAUGUAUACAUCAGUUAUGCAUUGCAUUUAUAUACAUAUGCAUAUUGAUCCAUGACCAGAAGGCGUUAUAUACGUGUAUAUCAUAUGUACAUGGGGUAUGGGAAAAUGGAUAGGUGUUAUAUACGCAUUACCACCUGACCAGCUGGUGCACCUUGAUGAUGAUAUAUGGAACGGGUCAUACGUUCCUCAACAUUAUUAUAUGAUAUAUGGAGCGUGUCGUACGUUUCUCGACGCUAAAUAUGGGAUAUAGAUCAGGCUGAAGGUUUCCGUGCAUUAUGACCUAUAUCUAUAUACAUGAUUAUAAGUAUCAUUAAUUGCAUGCAGAUUAUGCGCCCACAGAAGCAUUGUCAGUUAUACAGAUACUUGUUCAUACAAAUUUACGCAGACAGUCAGUUUAGAUUUGAGUUCCAGAUUCCGUUCAUGAUACUUAUGCUUAUACUUAUGCUACUCUUAUGCCUUACAUACUUAGUAUAUUAUCCGUACUGACUCCCCUAUUUCCUGGCGGAUUGCGUUCAUGCCCGCAAGUACAGGUAGACAAACAAGUGGUCCCGCUCAUUAGGACCUUUACUCAGCAGUAGUUAGUGCGCUCCAUUCGAUCCGGAGCUGCAGUCUAUUUUGGGUAUGCCAUUCUUUUGGAGAUGUAUAUCCAUAUAGGUAUGAAGGGGCCCUAUCCCGUCCUUUUUACAGUUUUUUAUUCCACUAGAAGUCUGUAGACAGGUGUAUGUGUAUGUCAGAUAUGUCAGAUGAUGUAGCCUUCUCGGCUCCUAUUCUUUUAUGUACAGUAUAUGUAGUGGCCUAGUUGGCCUACACUGUUAUUUCAGCUUGUAUGUAUGUAAAUGUAUAGAUUUCAUGAUGUCAUUCCUUCAUGAGGCAGUAUGAGAUCAGUUUAAAUCACUUAUGGGCCCUUGAUGCUCAGUACAGUUCAGAUAUAAGUAUAGGGGUGUUUGGUUACUAGAGGUCAGACACUCGUCACAACUCAUCGAUUUGGAUCGUGACAUAAAGGUUGUAGUUUGAUACAUUGAUGUUGUUAGCUUAUGGAUUGAUUUUUGAAGAAAGUUUCAGACGAAUUUGUAUAUGUUUGUCAUGUAGUAUCUUGAUUAUGUUAUUAUUGAUGUUUGGGAGCUGUUUUGGAAUUGGUUCAGAGUAGAUAAUAUAGAGGAAAUGUUUUCCAAAUUCCGAUAACUUAUUAACUAGCUAAGUUUGAGUGUGUAAGUGUUCUUAUGGCCUGAUUGUUGUAUGAAUUAUCUUGAAGGUAGAUUUGCAAGUUUGGGAGGAUAAGCGUUAAGUAGUUAAGACGACAAGGUACGUUAACGCUGUCUUUUUCUUUCUUAAGGCAUGAUCCUAUUGUUAUGAACUUUCACAAAUGAUGUCCAUAAUGAUUCCUCGUAAAAAAGCUAGAAGCUUAUCUUAUUGUUGUUCUCUUAUGAUAUCAUUAAUGAAUUUGUCUCAUGAUUAUGAAUCUUUAUCUUAUGAUUGUUAAUCUUAUUCAUUGAUGUCAAUUUCAUCUUAUGAUUAUUGUUUCUUCGAGGUGAGAUAUGUUCAUGAUGAUAGCUCCAUAAUGAUAAUCGGAGGUCUACCAACCUUACGUCACUCCGAUAGAGUCAUAGCUUUUCUUUGGGCUCUCAUGUAUGCUUUAUAUAUAUGUAUGUAUUUUCUCAUACCGAGCACGCUAUAGUCGGUUGGGUAGGCACCUAUUGUGCAUACCAUUGCAGUGAGCAUGUUAUGAUGUUACCCCGAACGCGGGAUGAUGAUGAUAUGAUGAUAACACCGAGCCUCUAUGGCCAGGUACGGUAUAUAUAUAUAUAUAUGUUUUUCUUUAAAAAGGCAAGCAUGCAUAACAUCCGCUUUAAGUGGCAUUCAGAGGUACAAGUUGAUCUCUCUUAUCUUAUGUUAUGUUAUCUUCAUAUUUUCAUUAUAUUGUUAUUCAUACCUUACAUACUCAGUACAUUAUUCGUACUGACGUCCUUUUACUUAUGGACACUACACUCAUGCCCGCAGGUAGACAAGGAGAUGGUUCAGACUCAUAGGUUGACCUCUCAGCUGUUGUAUAGGAGCACUCCACUUGUUCUGAAGUUGCAGUCCAGUUGGUAUGAUCCUUUUGUGUACAGAUGGGUACGAUGCACAAGCGCUUAUGUUCUUGUUGAGAUUCAUUGCUGGAGAAGUGAUGAAUGAUUCUGGAUUUAUCACCACUAACGUUGAUGUGUAUGGCAAACAAGAACCGUGGGAUAUUUACAGUCAUGGAGUACCCUGCGAUAAUGAUGAAGGGGACAACAACGAUUGCACUCACAAUCGCUUCUUCAUCACAAAGCUCAAGAAGAAAAACAAGUCCAAGUAUAAUCGCAAUGUUGGAAACAAGGGCAGUUGGAAACAACAAGACAAGGGCAAACCAGUUAAAUACUCAUCGGUAACUAUUGGAUGCAAGAAGAGCAUGUCUUACGUGAAUAAGAAUUAUAAUCGGAAAAAUGGGCAUUGGCUUAUGAAUGAGUACGAACUCUCUAGUGCUAUUCUUGAGAAAUUCAAUGAGGAUUGCAGAGAUUAUGUGCUCUGUGCCAUCAAGAAGAGGCCCGUUACUAUUUCUUCUCCUUCCGAGACUACUUCCACAGUCGCAUUCUUGAAUAAUUUACCUGCGGAAAUUCAUCAAGUAAUUAGUAAUUCAAGAAGGAAUUUGCAACACUCCCCCACGGCUUUCUUGAAUUUUCAAGAAUCAAGUAGUACCGAUAAGCCAUUACAAGUAUAUGAUGCAGGGGACUAUUCAUUAGGUGUUGUUGAGUCGCAUGAAUGGGGCAACAAUGACUUUGAAGAAUUACACGGGAUGAUGUUACACCAGCACGACAUGAAUAUGGUUGAUCCAUUAUUAGCAGCAGAGGCUUCUUACACCGCCAUGCUCAAUUUUGUGACUGAAGAAGAUGUGCUUAACUUGGAUGACAUACUACUCGACUCGGAUGACAUAGAGCAGAUAUUACAAACAACAUUUUACUGAUUUUGACCACUUGUUUUGCUUAUUUACUCAUGUUGGAAAAAACUUGUAAUUAUCAUAUAAACAUUCUUCAACAAGCUGUUCAAUUCUUUUCUAGUAGAUGAUUGAACAUUGAUUAAGUCCUUCUUUCCUUUGAAUUUUUGUACUUUUAUGUGUUGUUAGAGUAUUAGUUUAACUGAUUAUGCUUUUUAGUCACAAGUGAAUAGACCCAACUAUACCAAUGUAUUCUGUGCUUUUUAGGUGUUUGAUAAAAUGACAAAGUCAAUUUUAUUCAUAUAUUUGCGCUCAAAAGUUAUUCAAUAAUGGGUUAUUGAAUUUAGAUGCUUCAGACUUUUUGACCCAUAUUAACUAGCAGGUGCCUUUUUUUUUUUUUUUUUUGGUUUUUAACAUGUGCUGCUACAAAUAGUCUCUGCUGACUGGCAAUUUGGAUGAUAGUUCUUCUCCUGACGUUUUGCAGGUAUUAAAGUGUCUAGAUUAUAGGAAAUAGCCACCUAGUUAUUAUACACUAGAGUUUAGAGAUAUCAAGAUAUUUUUGAACGAGUGAACUAGAGUUUGUCGAAGAAGACGAUUCCGAAGCACCCCUUUUCCUGUUUUUUGGGAGUCAAUAGUUUAGUACGUAUUUG
Molecule: messenger RNA, 6795 nt
Organism: Lycium barbarum (goji berry)
Lineage: Eukaryota; Viridiplantae; Streptophyta; Magnoliopsida; Solanales; Solanaceae
Product: NAC domain-containing protein 19-like
Exons: 2
Coding region: 5285-6175 (296 amino acids)
Biological process (GO): regulation of DNA-templated transcription
Molecular function (GO): DNA binding
Source: RefSeq, a predicted model, not a curated record